GUCACUUUGUAGAAAUAUGGUUCCAUUGAAGGCUUUCGGUGUGUUCCCACCAUUUCUUUUUCUCUAAUAUAUAAUCCCAAUUCCAAACCCUAUAAAAACCCUUCUCUCUCACUUCUCUUCUUCCACUCUCACCCAUUUUAACCUAAAUCCAAUUUCCUAAACUGAACUAACGGACCAACUUAAAUUGUUGUUUUUUGAUCUGUCAAGGCAAAUUCAUUUUCUGGGUGUCCUUCAAGAUCAUAUCUUUCUUCAAUCACUAUUAACUUUUGUUUGUUUGCAUUAAUCUGGAAUCAAUUUUUAAGAAAAUUUGGUGGUGGAAAUUGAUAGUCAGAAAAAAAUACUUGAGUUUUCCUUUGAGGAAGAUGAUCUUUUGGUACCAAGGAGGUAUCGUGUGGAAAUUCUUUGCUAUUGUUGAAGAAAAAUCCUGGGUUGUUAAAAGCUUUUACUUUUGGAUUUUCCAAAUUUUCAAUACUUACAAUUUAGGAUCAUAUUAGAUCUUGUUUUCAUAGAUUGAAGAAAUAGAGAAUGAGUGGAGGAACAUUGCCACCAGGGUUUCGUUUUCACCCAACUGAUGAAGAACUGGUUAAUUACUAUCUGAAAAGGAAAGUCGAUGGAUUGGAGAUUGAGCUUGAAGUGAUUCCUGUGAUUGAAUUGUACAAAUUUGAUCCAUGGGAAUUGCCAGAGAAAUCUUUCCUUCCAAGACGUGAUAUGGAAUGGUUUUUCUUCUGUCCACGAGAUAAGAAGUAUCCAAAUGGAUCAAGAACUAAUAGAGCAACAAGAGCUGGAUAUUGGAAAGCCACAGGUAAAGAUCGAAAAGUUUUCUGUCGUCAAUCCUCUGUAAUCAUUGGAUAUCGAAAGACACUAGUAUUCUACCGCGGUCGCGCACCUUUAGGCGAUCGAACUGAUUGGGUUAUGCAUGAAUAUCGUCUCUGCGAUGAAGAAAUCGAUCCUUCUCAAGGACAACAACCGUCUUUUAAGGGUGCUUUCGCUCUAUGCCGUGUGAUCAAGAGAAACGAAAACAAUGAGAAGGCGAAUAAGGGUGUGGUUAUACUCGAUGAGACGGUUGUGCAACCGAUUAAUCAGUCUAUAGGUGGCAGUCAUUACUCGAGCCCUGUCGAGUCUCCUUACCUGACAAUGCCGACGAUUGAGAAUGAAUUGUGUUCAAUUGGGACAAUAUCUUCGAGUAGUAGCCUUUGGGUUUCACCCGAUUUUAUUCUCGAUUCUUCCAAGGUUUACUCACAAGGGCGAGAAGGGGUGGUAACAGGAGAUAACGAACGUUAUGAGUAUGCGAACUCGAUAAAUGAGGUUAACGAGUGGCAGCCUUACAAUCAAUUCUCCUCCAAUGAACUCGCUGUUUCAAAUAUGAGUCAAUUUGGCUAUUUGGGUUCUUAUGGGAAUGACCCUAUCGUGUUUGACGAUUACAAUGGAGAAUAUCAAUGGGGAAUUUAAGUGAAUCAGCUCGGUUAUGUUUCGUGAGUAAUAAAUUGUGUCCAUUGGCUAAUGGCUAUUGUAUGUCACGACUCCUUUCGACGAUCAUUUUUAUAGGCUUGAAUGUAAGAAUAUGGAUUGUGACUUUCUUUUGAUCAAUAACUGUUACAAAAGUAGUGUCCACGAAACGAAUAAUAUAUCGAUGUCUUUUUGGUUUUACUUUUUAGAAAAGUGUUAGCAAUACCAAGGCACGGAAAAGGAAGAACCGAAUUGAGGAGAAUUGUCGAAUAGAAUUGAAGAUUCUCCUUUGACGACGAGCCAACUUGAAGGAUUUAGAAAAGUUUGUUCAAAAGCAACAAAUAUUCCCUAUUUAACUCAUUUUGCCUCCCCAUUAGGCCAUUACUAUAUAAAAUACUUCACAUUAUU
Molecule: messenger RNA, 1854 nt
Organism: Impatiens glandulifera
Lineage: Eukaryota; Viridiplantae; Streptophyta; Magnoliopsida; Ericales; Balsaminaceae
Product: NAC domain-containing protein 71-like
Exons: 4
Coding region: 526-1449 (307 amino acids)
Biological process (GO): regulation of DNA-templated transcription
Molecular function (GO): DNA binding
Source: RefSeq, a predicted model, not a curated record